Messenger RNA from Lathyrus oleraceus (garden pea), 1017 nucleotides. RefSeq lists its product as uncharacterized. The transcript is spliced from 6 exons. Bases 1 to 1017 code for a protein of 338 amino acids. Gene Ontology annotation, molecular function: nucleic acid binding; zinc ion binding. NCBI's taxonomy places the organism in Eukaryota, Viridiplantae, Streptophyta, Magnoliopsida, Fabales, Fabaceae. The record is from RefSeq and is a predicted model, not a curated record.
AUGAAUCCAUCAGGUCUCAGAGCUGAAGUUGUUGAGAGAUGGGGAGUGAAACUAUCACAUGAUCAGGCAUACGUGGCAAAGAGGAAAGCAAUGAAGUUAGUUCAAGGGGCUGUAAUGGAAACCAUGUGUUUGGAAGAAUUUAGUGAAACAAAGGAUUCAUGGAAAUGGUUUUUAGACCUUCUUAUGCAUGAUUUGGAAGGAUACAGUCAGAGGUCCUAUGCAUUUAUAUUAGAUCAGCAAAAGGGACUAGUUCCAGUUGUUCAAGGCAUCAGUGCCAAUGUGGAGUCCAUAUUAUGUGUGAAACAUUUAUAUGGAAAUUGGAAGAAGAAACACCCUGGAUUGGAAUUAAAGGAAGUGUUGUGGGCAGCUGCUAGGGAAACAACAGUUCCAUCCUGGGAAAGGGCAAUAUUGAGGAUGAAGGCAAUGAAAGAGGAUACAUGGGAAGAUAUAAUUCAGUUGGUUAUUGAGAAGAAUAAGAAGCAAGCACAAGGGUGGAGUCCCACAUGGCAUGGUGAUGAUAACCUAUCAAUAUUUGGUGUCACCAAUGGCAUUGAAACUUACUGUGUUGAUCUGAAAAAGGAAGCUUGCUCAUGCAGAAAGUGUGACUUGUCUGGUAUACCUUGUUGUCAUGUAAUUGCAUGCAUAUGGAACAUCAAGAAACAACUUGAGGAUUAUGUUACUGCAUGCUAUAGGAAAUCUACAUUUAUGGACACUUACUCAAACAUUGUGUAUUCAACCAACGAACCACAAUUGUGGCUUGUAGAUGAUCUGAAUAUAAUGGCACCACCAGUGAUGAGGAGAGUCAUGGGCAGGCAAAAAAAACAAAGGAACAAGAUGAAUGAUGAACCUAGAAACCCCCACAUACUACCAAGUAGGUUUUUAACUGUCAAAUGUGCAAAAUGUGGUGCUAUGGGACAUAAUAAGAGGAGCUGUAAAGGAAAAAGGGCAGCUGACAGAGCAAUUCCAAAAGGUGGUAAUAAGUCAAAGAAGACUAAGAAAGUGAAAGGUGGAAAGUGA